AUGGCACAAUCUAAUUGUCAGGGCAGGAGAGGUGGGGUGUUGAUGGAUCCACUCGAUCUCACAUCCAAUAUGUGGGACCUAUGUGCCAACACUGAUUUGGCACAUUCCAUUUAUAUUCCUGUGGAUUGGCUUGAAACUGAUCAAGCCCACAUCUUCAAAGCUAACUUACCUGGUUUGAAAAAAGAGGAUGUGAAAGUUCAAGUGGAAGAUGAAUGUGUUAUGCACAUAAGUGGAGAGUGUAAGAAGGAUGAGGUGAACAACAAUGACAAGGGGCAUCGUUUGGAGAGACCACAUGGCCCUUUCUCUCAUCGCUUCCGCCUGCCAGGGAAUGCCAUGUUGGAUCAGGUGAAGGCCAACAUGAUAAAUGGAGUGCUGACUGUGACAAUUCCAAAGGUAGCUGAGAGUAAGCCUAAGGUCACGCCAAUCAAUAUAUCUGAAAAUUAA
Messenger RNA from Cryptomeria japonica (Japanese cedar), 444 nucleotides. RefSeq names its product 18.1 kDa class I heat shock protein-like. Gene Ontology annotation, biological process: protein folding; response to hydrogen peroxide; response to heat. Lineage: Eukaryota; Viridiplantae; Streptophyta; Pinopsida; Cupressales; Cupressaceae. Bases 1 to 444 code for a protein of 147 amino acids. The transcript is spliced from 2 exons. The record is from RefSeq and is a predicted model, not a curated record.